Acanthamoeba castellanii str. Neff is the source of this 3894-nucleotide messenger RNA. RefSeq names its product protein phosphatase 2C domain containing protein. NCBI's taxonomy places the organism in Eukaryota, Discosea, Longamoebia, Acanthamoebidae. Gene Ontology annotation, molecular function: protein serine/threonine phosphatase activity. The record is from RefSeq and is a predicted model, not a curated record. The transcript has 11 exons. Gene Ontology annotation, biological process: protein dephosphorylation. Bases 1 to 3894 code for a protein of 1297 amino acids.
AUGAGCACAAAGGGGCGUGGAAAGAAGUCAGCGGCAGACCCAAAGCCACCACGUUCCCGGGCUUCGUCAAAGGGUCCUCGUGGCAAAGCUGCGAAGAAGGGCAAGAAGCGUGAAGAGGAGGAAGCAUCCGACCCGUUCGCCUUCCACGAGGAGGACAGCGACGCUGGCGCCGGGGAAGAAGCCGCUCUGGCGGCGGCCAAGGGGAAGAACAAGAAGAAGAGGACGACAGCAACAUCCAGCACCAGCAGCAAGGAGAAGCCGAAAAAGAAGAGAGCAACGAAACAGCAGAAGAAAGCGAGCCAAGACGAGCAGACGGCAGAGGAAGAGGAGAAGGAGAAGCCCAAGCCCAAGCGAGUAGCGAGGAAGAGUGCGCGUGGUGCCAAGAAGCGACAAGUAGAAGAGCAGCAAGAGGAGGAGGCGAAGCGAGUAGAGACCGAAGCCCCGAAGGAGGAAGAACGAGACAAUGGCCAAGAAGGCGAGCAGCAGCAGCAGCAGGAAGCAGAGGAGCACGUGAAAGAAGAAGUAGUAGAGCAGAAUGUAGAGCAGAAGGAGACGAACGGCGUCGAUGAUAAGCUCGCAGCGCCAGAGAUGGAGAAAGAAGAAAUCGUGGUGGAGAAGAGAGGGGCAGAGGUCGAGGCCGAGGUGGCCGCGCUGAAGAAACUGACGGUUCCACAGCUCCGGAAGAAGCUGAAGCAGUGCCGCCUGUCCACUCAGGGCAAGAAGCAGGAACUCAUCGACCGUUAUUUCGCACACGCGAACCGUCCUCAGGCGCAGCCAUCUCCCGUUGCUGACAGCACUGUCGCCGAAGGCGUCGACGCCGCACAAGUGGGCAAAGAAGCUGCGGCAGCUGAACUGGAUCAUCGGCUUGCUGCCGAAGCGCCAGCGAGCACAGGCAAGGACGAGAUGGCAUCGGAAGACUCACUUCCAGCGCGUCCAGCAGGGGACCACCAGAAAGCCGCUCUGGAUACGACGGCGGCGGCGGCGGCGGUGGAAGAGCGCGAGACAGAGACUGGAGCCGCCGAGAGACCACAGGCCGAGAAUUCGAGUGACGAUACAAAGGAAGAGAAGGAGCUAUCAACGGUGGAGGAAAAGACCACGACGCCGCCACGGCAGAAGAGCAAAACGAAGCGGAAGGUCAAGGAAGCUCCCAAGACAGUAAAGCCGACAAAGGAGGAGAAGGAGGAAAACAAAAAGGAGGAGGAGGAGGAGAAAGAAAGAAGAGAGAGCGCAGAGGAACGGAUAGGCGACGACGAAGCGCUGGCUUCCGCUCCUCGACCGACGGUGGAGGAUGAGGCUGCAGCCAUUCCAGCGUCUCCGUUGUUGGAGGUGAUCGUCCCCAACAGCUUGCCGGCCAGCCAAGGUGUGGAGCGCGACACCAAACACUCUCGCGCGAGCUCGUCGCUCACUCCUUCAACCGCCGCAGAUGCAGAGACGGAUGCGCAGAUGGAGGCAACCACGGAAACCACGGCGGAGGACACCAGCGCAGAGACGCAGCCGGAGCGAGAAGAGCGAAAGCGGCGGAGGAAGGAGUCGCUGCUGACCGAAGAGAUCGAGCGCGUGCACCGCGAGCGAGUGGAAACGGAGAAGCGGCUGCGCGAGAUGACCGACCGCGAGAGCAGGCUCAAGCGAAGGCAGGCCGAGCGGAAGGAGCGGAUCAAGAAAAAGGCCGAGAGCACGCCCACGCGCAAGGCCGCCAACAAGGCCGUGGGCAAGAAGCAACUCGCGCCGCGCGCCCUCGACGCGGAAGACGAUGAGUGGAUGAUCAACAGUUCGCCGCUCGACCUUGCCGAAGGCUGCUUUGCCGGCGCAACAACGGUCGAGCCAACAGCAUCAUCGCCAACCUCGCCAUCGUCGCCAACGAGAAUCGAUGCCGAGGUGCAGGAAGCGAGCGCCGGAGAGGAGACCAGCAAGCCAACAACAACAGAGCCGACGAAGGCGACGAAAACGGUGGAGAACGUGACAUCACCGAGAAAGAGAGGGAGACAGGAGGUCGACGACGAACCAGGCACCAGCCCGGCCAAGCCAACCAAGAAGCGAAGGAAGAAGGAUGGCCACGACAAGCCGAGCGAAGCCGGGGGAAAGGAGGAAGUGGUGAUGUCUGCUGCGCCAGAGGAGAACGAAGAGGAGAGGUGGAAGGCCGCGGCACAGGACGAAGAGCUGCGUGAGCGAGAGGAAACGCUGGCGCGACGACUGGCGGUGCUGGACGAGGAGAGGCAGCGCGUCAAGGAUGAGCUCGAGCGGGUCAAGUCGCAGCGAGAGCAGCUACGAGCCGACCUCGACACCACACCGACCACCAAGACGGCGAAACCGAAGAGGAAGAGCGCCAAGAAAGAGAGGAAAGGGAAGGAGGAAGAGAAGAAGGUUAUCGAGAAGAAGGAAGCGGACGACGGUGGCAUUAUCCUCCUCCACGCGGAAUCCGGCAACGCGGAGCCCGAGAACGGAGCCAAGCGAAGCAAACGCAAACGAGAGGACAAGAAAGAAGAGGAGGAGGAAAGGGCGGCGAAGAAGUCAGAGGAUCAGGCGAAGAUCAAGACCAAGACCAAGGCCAAGACGAAGAGGAGGAAGAAAGCGGAGAACGCCGCCGAUCCGGUUGAGGAGAAAUCGACCAACGCCGAGGACGAGAUCGUCGACAUUGAAGGCGAUGGUGGUGAAGGAAAAGGAAAGGAAAAGGACAAGGAAUCGACAGCGGUGGUGCCGGCGGCGGCGGUUGCGAAGGCGUCGUUCAAGUGGCGUGCGGGCUUCGUGUCGAUAACCGGCGGCCGACCGGAGAACCAGGAUGCCUACAUCGUCCCCCUGUCGGCCGUUCCCGUCGCGGCGCCCUCCACUGCGACAUCGCGCCGCAGCCGCGGGAGGAAGUCGGCUCCCGUGAUCGUGGAGGAGGUGCCGGCGCCGAGCCUCCCGGCCCUGCCCUCGCCUACCGACGACCUGGCCAUCUUCGGCGUUCUCGACGGCCACGGCCUCAAGGGCCAAUACGCAGCGCAGGCCGGGUCGAAAUACCUGCACACGUUUAUCGCGCAGAGCUUGAGCGAUCUGCAGCAGGACGACAUGGCCGAGGGCGGAACGACGGACCCGCUCGAGCUCGUCAAGGCGGCAAUCCAAGCCGGCAUCCGGCAGACGCAGGAGGUGCUCCUUCAAGACGGCCAAGAGUCCGGCAUCGAAUACGGAACGACUGCGGUCGUGUGCGUACAGAUCGGCGAUUCUUUGAUCGUAGGCAAUGUGGGAGACAGCAGGGCGGUUCUGUUUCGAAGCCCCAAGACGGCCGCGGGGGCCGGCCCUGGCAUCGAGCUCGAGAGCGUGGUGGCGACGGGCCGCGGUAGAGGCCGCGGUAGAGGCCGAGGUUCCCGACGCCGGGCGACGCUGGAGCUCGCCGACCCGCAGCUCACCGAGGUGAUGUGCACGCACGACCACCGGCCGUGGCGUAAGGAGGAAGCGGAGCGUGUCGCGCAAGAAUCCAACGGGCGUGGCCGCGUGACGGUGGGCAGCGACGGCAAGACGCUGCGUGUGUUUCCCUCGUUCGACUACUACUCGCUCGACGAGAUCAGAGCCAAGAAACUGGACGGCGAGCGCAAGAAGCGACGCUCGGUUCAACGAUCUGUUGGCUUGGCCAUGACCCGAUCUCUCGGCCACGCCAUCCUUUCGACGUGCGGAGUGAGCUCGGAGCCCGAGUUCUUCUGCGCCACGCUACAGGACGGCGACAAGCUGAUCAUCGGAUGCGACGGUCUGUGGGACGUACUUACCAACACUGAGGCCAUGAAGAUAGUGUCUCUUUAUGCCGGCCAGGACCCGCAGGCCGCGUGCGCUGCGCUGGUGAGCGAGGCGGAGCGAAGGUGGGAGCGAAAGAGUUCAGGAGGCGACAACAUCACCGCUGUCGUCGUCUUCUUCAACACUACAUAG